Molecule: messenger RNA, 411 nt
Organism: Cynara cardunculus var. scolymus (artichoke)
Lineage: Eukaryota; Viridiplantae; Streptophyta; Magnoliopsida; Asterales; Asteraceae
Exons: 5
Coding region: 1-411 (136 amino acids)
Cellular component (GO): nucleus
Molecular function (GO): RNA binding
Source: RefSeq, a predicted model, not a curated record
AUGACCACUGAAACUGCCAUCGCUCCCGUCACAAGCCCCGAACAUCCGAAGAAGAACCGAAUUCAAGUCUCGAACACGAAAAAGCCUCUUUUCUUUUACGUCAAUCUUGCUAAGAGGUACAUUCAACAACAUGAUGAAGUUGAACUCUCUGCUUUGGGCAUGGCAAUCACUACCGUCGUUACAGUAGCCGAGAUACUCAAGAACAACGGACUUGCGGUUGAGAAAAAGGUCGUGACAUCUACCAUUGGCAUGAAGGAUGAAACGAGGGGCCGACUAAUUCAAAAGGCCAGGAUUGAGAUUGUACUGGGGAAGACCGAGAAGUAUGCGUCAAUGUCAACGCCGGCGGCAAGUGCUACUCAAGCACGUGAGAAGGAAGCAAUUGCCAGCAACAACGAAGAAAAGAAACAGUAA